AUGGUCAAGUCAAAUGCUAUUGAGCUCGGAGAUGAUCGAAAGACUCGUGGAGUGAACAAAGGUGUGUCGAUACUAGACCUGAUUUUCAGGAUACUGGCCUUCAUAGGCACCUUGAGCAGUGCAAUUUCGAUGGCGACAACAAAAGAAACGCUGCCGUUCUUUACGAGGUUUUUCCGAUUCAGAGCCGAGUAUAAUGACCUACCAACACUCACUUUCUUUGUGGUUGCCAAUGGCGUUGUAAGCGGCUAUUUGCUGCUUUCUCUUCCUUUCUCGAUCAUCCUCAUCUUAAGGAGCAAUGCUCAAAGGAUUAGGAUGAUCUUGAUGUUCUUUGACAUGGCAAUGGUGACUCUUUUGACAGCGGGAGCUUCCGCCGCGGCAGCUAUUGUGUACUUAGCACAUAAGGGGAAUCGCAAGGUGAACUGGCUCGCCAUCUGCCACCAAUUCAACGCCUUCUGCGAGCGUAUUUCGGGUUCGUUGAUCGGAUCCUUUGCCGGAGUCAUCCUUAUUGCACUGCUGGUUAUGUUAGCAGGUGUUGCCCUUGCUCGACGUCCUUAG
This is a messenger RNA of Hibiscus syriacus, 555 nucleotides long. RefSeq names its product casparian strip membrane protein 1-like. NCBI's taxonomy places the organism in Eukaryota, Viridiplantae, Streptophyta, Magnoliopsida, Malvales, Malvaceae. The transcript is spliced from 3 exons. Bases 1 to 555 code for a protein of 184 amino acids. The record is from RefSeq and is a predicted model, not a curated record.